Messenger RNA from Pseudoliparis swirei, 1029 nucleotides. RefSeq names its product beta-2-microglobulin-like. The record is from RefSeq and is a predicted model, not a curated record. Gene Ontology annotation, biological process: antigen processing and presentation of exogenous peptide antigen via MHC class II; positive regulation of T cell activation; immunoglobulin production involved in immunoglobulin-mediated immune response. Gene Ontology annotation, molecular function: MHC class II protein complex binding. The coding region runs from base 109 to 459 and encodes 116 amino acids. The transcript is spliced from 3 exons. Lineage: Eukaryota; Metazoa; Chordata; Actinopteri; Perciformes; Liparidae. Gene Ontology annotation, cellular component: MHC class II protein complex.
UUCCAACGCUCACAAAGCCGGAAAAGAAGACAUUCGUACUUUCGAUUUGUGAGUUUGUACAAACAUACAGUAACUUAAGAUCCACAGAGACGAACUGAAGAAGAAGCCAUGAAGACGUGUGUCUGCGCAAUUCUGGUCUGCCUGCUCUGCCUCCCCGCUUCAAGAGCCAAGUCAUCUGCACCAGCUGUUCAGGUGUACAGUCGGCGACCGGGAGACGUCAAGGACAACACUUUGGUCUGUCACGUGACCGGCUUCUACCCGCCAGAUAUCCGCAUCGAGCUGACCCAGAACAAGCGGGAGAUGCCCGGAGCUCAACAAACAGACCUGGCCUUCGAGGAGAACUGGCACUACCACCUCAUCAAGCACGUGCCCUUCACCCCGCACAAAGAAGACACGUACGCCUGCAACGUGACUCACAUGGGGCGCUCCUCGAUAUAUACCUGGGAACCGGACAUGUGAGCGCUGUGCUCCGCCGUGCUCCAGCUGUGUUUUAUAAUGUCUUUGUUUCGGUUCAUUGUGUGAGUAGCACAGAUUUGUCUCUGAUCGUGAGGUUUUAUUUUGAAGGCACUCGAGGCACUUUUUAUCAGAAAUACCAAUUGACAAAAAAGCUUUAUUAAAGAUUAACUAAACCACCCCAAACCACUUCGUUGUGUAUCAUAGCUGAUGGGUUCAGGUCCAAACGUAGACAUUUUAGUGCAAAUUAUCAGGAUUCUACAUACUGUGUCAAGCCCAGCAGUUCAUGUGCUGUUAUCUUAUGUAACUGUAAUGUGGAAACAUGGUGGAAUUAGUAGUAAAUAAUUAUUUUAGAAAAUAAGCACGUCUUGAUUUUUCACCAUCUAGACAAAUUUAUUUGUGUAUUAUGCUUGAUCUGUAAAGAAUAAAGGACAGUCAUUUUAACUCUACUCCUUCUUUUUAAUGUCAUUCACAGUGCUCUUUAAUGACCUUGUACACAUUUGUUCUUAUGAAAUAAGGAUUACUCUGUAAAUGUGUUGUAUACAAUGUGGCCAGGUAAUAAAUGUGUCCAUAACA